Molecule: messenger RNA, 531 nt
Organism: Didymodactylos carnosus
Lineage: Eukaryota; Metazoa; Rotifera; Eurotatoria; Philodinida; Philodinidae
Source: the annotation of a GenBank genome assembly
AUGGAAAUUAGCUUGACAAUAGUUUUAUCUAUUGUGGGUAUUUUUGUGUUUAUUAUUGGUGGUUUAGCCUGCAAUUUAAUCCGAAUUAAAUGGGUACCUUCGAAAAACACAUUGAUACCAACGAGUGAACGGUCCACAUCGAUUACUGCUCUAUCAACAACAACGCCUUUUCCACAAACAAUGUUCAAUGGUGCAUGUGGUGAUUACCAACAACAACAACAAACGGUGCGAGAAAAACCUUGCCGAUUUCUAUCUCAAAUUCAUCACCAACAUUCAAAAGGUUUUUUAAUCAGUAGUAAAAAUACAGAUGAUUCAUCCAAUAAUACCACGUCUCAUUAUCAAUCUAAUUUUAUUUUGCCAACAAUAAUAAAUAAAUUGAUGAAUGUUAAAAAUACAAAUGCACCAAUACAGCUGACAAGUUCAUCGGAACUAUCGCCAUUAGCUUUAUGUCAACAAAAAAGGCAGCCAUCUGAAACUGAACAUACAAUUGUAGAUGUAUCAGACGAAGACUAUGAAUAUAAGUUGAAUUAA